AGCAGGAAAUAAUCAGAAAUACUUUUGUCCAGAACUAACCGUCCAACUGAAGCAGAGCAAUGAAGAACAUGAACAGAAUCAUCAGUUUUAUGCUUUAUGGUCUGUUUUUUUGUUCCUCGGUUUUCUCUAAUGAUGAUACAGAGGUCUCCUGUCAGGUCAGCAAGACUUGUAUCUUACCCUGCAGUUUCACAGCUCAUGGUGACGUUGUCAUCCACUGGAUUCAAGAGACUCCACCAGAGUCCCGGGUUCAAAAGACUCCACCAGAGUCCCGGGUUCACUCCUACUAUCGCAAACAAGACCAACUGGGAGAGCAGCACCAGAGGUUCAGAGGAAGAACAUCUCUGUUUGAGGACCAGAUCUCCAGAGGAAACGCUUCCCUGCUGCUGAGAGGAGUGAAGGUUCAGGACCAGGGCAGAUAUCUGUGUAACGUCAGCACCAUCACUGGAAAUAAGGAGAACUUCAUCCACCUGAAUGUGAACGCUCCAGUCCAGCACAUCAACAUAGAACAGGUACAAAAUAAAAUCACCUGCAGCUCAGAGGGGAUCUAUCCUGAACCUGGACUCAUCUGGACCACCAAUCCUCCAUCCAGCGUGAACCUGCAGAACCUGCCGAACUCACGAACAGUCCAGCUGACUGAACAGCAGCUUUACAGCAUCAGCAGCUCUCUGAUACUUCCAGACGGAGAUACUGACCUGGACUACAUCUGCACCGUCAGCACUCCAGCAAACAGCAGGAGAUCCACUUUGCUUCAACCAGCUGUUAUAAAUGGAUCACACACUGAAACAUUCAUCUCCUGCUCAACCGACAAUUAUCCAAUAAAGUAUCUCACCUGGACAUUUAACCACAAAGAGAUCAUCCUGACCCAGAGCGGAGAUGAAGGGCUCUACGAAACUACAGAGAGCUGGAAGCAGCAUGUGAUGACUGUAUCAAGGACAGGAGGUCUCACUCUGAAGCAUUUAACUUUAGACCAGACAGGAACAUACAAAUGUGAACUCAGGGAUGAAGAGGAAACAUACGUGAAAUACACUUUUCUUCACAUACCAAAAGACUGGACCAAAGUUAUUGUAGACGUGGUGGUGAGUUUGCUGCUGCUGGUGGUCUUGGUUUCUGGACUCGUUGGUUACAAAUACUGGGAGAGGAGGAGGAGGAAUAAAAGAGAUAAAGAGGAUAUUCUGGUUGACUUGGGCAUGGAGGAGCACGACUCAACAGAAGGGGUUAAACAGAGACUGAUCUCAGCUAUGAAGGAUCGCAGAGAAGUUCGAUUCGUUGGUCGUAAACUCUCAAAGACUCACUAUAAAGUUAUUGUCUCCGCUCUGAAGUCCGACCCCUCCGAUCUGACAGAACUGGACCUGAGUCAGAGCCGCCUGAAGGAUUCAGGAGUGGAGGUUCUGUCUGAUGGACUGAAGAGUCCAAACUGUAGACUGGAGACUCUGAGACUGGAGGGCUGUUGUUUGUCAGAGAUCAGCUGUUCUUCUCUGGUCUCAGCUCUGAAGUCCAACCCCUCCCACCUGAAACAUCUGGACCUGAGUCAGAACCAGGACCUGGAUGAUUCAGGAGUGAAACAUCUGAGUGGAUUUCUGGAGAGUCCAGACUGCAGACUGGAGACUCUGAGACUGGAGGGCUGUUGUUUGUCAGAGAUCAGCUGUUCUUCUCUGGUCUCAGCUCUGAAGUCCAACCCCUCCCAUCUGAAACAUCUGGACCUGAGUGGGAACAAGCUGCAGUAUUCAGGAGUGAAUUAUCUGUGUGGAUUUCUGGAGAGUCCAGACUGCAGACUGAAGACUCUGAGACUGGAGGGCUGUUGUUUGUCAAAGAUCAGCUGUUCUUCUCUGGUCUCAGCUCUGAAGUCCAACUCCUCCCAUCUGAAACUUCUGGACCUGAACUGGAACCGACUGCAUAAUUCAGCAGUGAAACGUCUGUGUGGAUUUCUGGAGAGUCCAGACUGCAGACUGGAGAGUCUGAGUUUGCAGAGCUGCGGUCUGUCAGAGAUCAGCUGUUCUUCUCUGGUCUCAGCUCUGAAGACCAAUCCCUCCCAUCUGAAACAUCUGGACCUGAGAUUCAACUACGAGCUGCAGGAUUCAGAUGUGAAGCAGCUUUCUGAUCUGGUGGAGAAUCCAGACUACAACCUGCAGACUCUCAGGUCCGAGCGCUACACUUUGUCAGAGAUCAACUGUUCUUCUAUGGUCUCAGCUCUGGAGUCCGACCCCUCCGAUCUGAAACAUCUGGACCUGAGUAACAACGACCUGGAGGAUUCAGAUAUGAAGCAGCUGUGUGGGUUUCUGGAGAGUCCAGACUGCAGACUGGAGUAUCUGAGAUUGGAGAACUGCAGUCUGUCAGAGAUCAGCUGUUCUUCUCUGGUCUCAGCUCUGAAGUCCAACCCCUCCCAUCUGAAACUUCUGAACCUGAGUGGGAACCAGAACCUGCAGGAUUCAGGAGUGAAACAUCUGUGUGGAUUUCUGGAGAGUCCAGACUGCAGACUGAAGACUCUGAGGUUGGUAAACUGCAGUCUGUCAGAGAUAGGCUGUUCUUCUCUGGUCUCAGCUCUGAAGUCCAACCCCUCCCAUCUGAAACAUCUGGACCUGAGUGAGAACACGAACCUGCAGGAUUCAGGAGUGAAACAUCUGAGUGGAUUUCUGGAGAGUCCAGACUGCAGACUGAAGACUCUGAGAUUGGAGUACUGCAGUUUGUCAGAGAUCAGCUGUUCUUCUCUGGUCUCAGCUCUGAAGUCCAACCCCUCCCAUCUGAAACUUCUGGACCUGAGUAAGAACCAGAACCUGCAGGAUUCAGGAGUGAAACAUCUGAGGGGAUUUCUGGAGAGUCCAGACUGCAGACUGGAGACUCUGAGGUUGGUAAAUUGCAGGUUGUCAGAGAUCAGCUGUUCUUCUCUGGGCUCAGCUCUGAAGUCCAACCCCUCCCAUCUGAAAAAUCUGGACCUGAGAGGAAACAAGCUGCAGGAUUCAGGAGUGAAACAUCUGUGUGGAUUUCUGGAGAGUCCAGACUGCAGACUGGAGGAACUGGAGUUGGUAAAUUGCAGUUUGUCAGAGAUCAGCUGUUCUUCUCUGGACUCAGCUCUGGAGUCCAACCCCUCCCAUCUGAAACUUCUGGACCUGAGUUACAACAACCUGCAGGGUUCAGGAGUGGAACAUCUGAGUGGAUUUCUGGAGAGUCCAGACUGCAGACUGGAGACUCUGAGACUGGAGAGGUGCAGGUUGUCAGAGAUCAGCUGUUCUUCUCUGGGCUCAGCUCUGAAGUUCAACCCCUCCCAUCUGGAACAUCUGGACCUGAGUAACAACCUCAACCUGCAGGAUUCAGGAGUGAAACAUCUGAGUGGAUUUCUGGAGAGUCCAGACUGCAGACUGGAGGAUCUGAGAUUGAUGGACUGCAGGUUGACAGAGAUCAGCUGUUCUUCUCUGGUCUCAGCUCUGAAGUCCAACCCCUCCCAUCUGAAACAUCUGGACCUGAGCAGGAACUACCUGAAGGAUUCAGGAGUGAAACAUCUGUGUCGAUUUCUGAAGAGUCCAGACUGCAGACUGGAGUAUCUGGGAUUGGAGUUCUGCAGGUUGACAGAGAUCAGCUGUUCUUCUCUGGGCCCAGCUCUGAAGUCCAACCCCUCCCACCUGAAACAUCUGGACCUGAAUAGCGACUACCUGUGUGAUUCAGGAGUGAAACAUCUGUGUGGAUUUCUGGAGAGUCCAGACUGCAGACUGGAGACUCUGGAAUUGAGGUACUGCCGUUUGUCAAAGAACAGCUGUUCUUAUCUGGUCUCAGCUCUGAAGUCCAACCCCUCCCAUCUGAAACUUCUGGACCUGACAGAGAACCUUCUGGAGCCUGCAUAUGUGGAGCAGCUUUCUGAUCUGGUGAAGAGUCCAGACUACCAGCUGCAGCAUCUCUGGUGGGGAAGGUUUACUGUCCUGGACGGAUGAGUCGUGUCCUGAUCGUCCUCAGAGUUGAAGCAGCACCAGUUUGUGUGAACAGACUCUGACUGGACCGUGAUGAAGAUGAUGAUGAAGAUGAAGAUAAUUUCUCAUACAGUGUAUAAUCGUCCGUCAAGAUAAUAAUAAGAGUUGUUUAGCUUUUUUCUAUUCAUUUCGGGGCCCAAGUUCUGAGGAGAUGUGCUUGUGUCCUGCUGCUGCUUCCACAUGACUGCUGUGUGCUGCUGACGCCCCCCCCCCACUUCUGGUCAUCCCGCUGUUGCUUCCACCUGCCUGCUGUGUGCUGCUUACGUCCCCGACUUCCCCAGUCUGGCCUUCGGCAGGAGGGUCCCCCCUUAUGAUCCAGGUCCUGGUCCAGGUUUCUUCCCUCCUAAAGGAGAGUUUUUCCUUGCCACUGUUUGGCUUAAGGCUUUUCUCCCAUUAUAGGAGUUUUUACCUGCCAUUGUUUAUGUAAUAAUUGCUCGGAGGUUUAUGUUUAUGUUUAUGUUUAUGUUCAUGUUCUGGAUCUCUGAAAAGCGUCUA
Molecule: messenger RNA, 4451 nt
Organism: Cololabis saira (Pacific saury)
Lineage: Eukaryota; Metazoa; Chordata; Actinopteri; Beloniformes; Belonidae
Product: protein NLRC5-like
Exons: 22
Coding region: 60-3920 (1286 amino acids)
Molecular function (GO): protein binding
Source: RefSeq, a predicted model, not a curated record